Molecule: messenger RNA, 1680 nt
Organism: Saimiri boliviensis boliviensis (Bolivian squirrel monkey)
Lineage: Eukaryota; Metazoa; Chordata; Mammalia; Primates; Cebidae
Gene: VIP
Product: vasoactive intestinal peptide
Biological process (GO): adenylate cyclase-activating G protein-coupled receptor signaling pathway; regulation of protein localization; epinephrine secretion
Cellular component (GO): extracellular region; neuron projection
Molecular function (GO): peptide hormone receptor binding; neuropeptide hormone activity
Source: RefSeq, a predicted model, not a curated record
AUUCAUCCCAUGGCCGUCAUACUGUGACGUCUUUCAGAGGGCUUUGUGAUUGCUCAGUCCUAAGUAUAAGCCCUAUAAAAUGAUGGGCUUGAAAUGCUGGGCAGGGUAGAGUGAGAAGCACUAGCAGGCAAUAACAGCCAACCCUUAGCCAUUGCUAAGGGCAGAGAACUAGUGGAGCCUUCCUCUUUCUCCCAGGACUUCAGCACCUAAGACAGCUCCAAGACCAACCAGAACUCACAGCUCCGGGGGAACAGGACUGGGUGAGAGGCACAGAAAUGGACACCAGAAAUAAGGCCCAGCUCCUGGUGCUCCUGACCCUUCUGAGUGUGCUCUUCUCACAGACGUCGGCAUGGCCUCUUUACAGGGUCCCUUCUGCUCUGAGGUUGGGUGACAGAAUACCUUUUGAGGGAGCAGAUGAACCUGAUCAAGUUUCAUUAAAAGAAGACAUUGACAUCUUGCAAAAUGCAUUAGCUGAAAAUGACACACCUUAUUAUGACGUAUCCAGAAAUACCAGGCAUGCUGAUGGAGUUUUCACCAGUGACUUUAGUAAACUCUUGGGUCAACUUUCUGCCAAAAAGUACCUUGAGUCUCUUAUGGGAAAGCGUGUUAGCAGUAACAUCUCGGAAGAUCCUGUACCAGUCAAACGUCACUCAGAUGCAGUCUUCACAGACAACUAUACCCGCCUUAGAAAACAAAUGGCUGUAAAGAAAUACUUGAACUCAAUUCUGAAUGGAAAGAGGAGCAGUGAAGGAGAAUCUCCUGACUUUCCAGAAGAGUUAGAAAAAUGAUUUUUAAAAGCCCGUUGGAGCAAAGCUGAUGACAACUACCCAGUGAAUUCUUGAAGGAAAACGACACACAAAGUAAUUAAAUUUUGAGUUCUACAUAAGUAAUUCAAGAAAACAACUUCAGUAUCCAAACCAAAUAAAAUAUAUUGUGUUGUGAAUGUUGUGAUGUAUUCUAGCUAAUGUAAUAACCGUGAUGUUUACAUUGUAAAUAUUAUUUGAGAGUUCUAAAUUUUGUCUUUAACUCAUAAAAAGCCUGCAAUUUCAUAUGCUGUAUAUCCUUUCUAACACAAAUAUAUUUAGUGAUAAGUAAAUUCUAGGUUAAUUCCAAUUAUAUGAGACUCUUUGGGAAGAGUAGUAAUAGAGCAAAAUUGAUAUGUUUAUUUAUAGAGUGUACUUAACUAUUCAGGAGAGUAGAACAGAUAAUCAGUGUGUCUAAAUUUGAAUGUUAAGCAGAUGGAAUGCUGUGUUAAACAAACCUCAGAAUGUCUAAGAUAAUAACAAUGAAGAUAAAAAGACAUUCUUCCAAAAAGAUUUUCAGAAAAUAUUAUGUGUUUCCAUAUUUUAUAGACUAUUUUGUUUUUAAUGGUAUUUUAAAAUCUCAAAUUUGGACUGCUAAUCACCAAAGGCUCUCUCCUGAUAGUCAGUUAAGGAAAACGACCCCUGCUUCUGGCAUCGAACCUUCCCUUUCUGCUUGUGUUAAGUACGUGUAAAAUGUAAAGUGAAUGAAACACUCAGUUGUUCAAUAAUAAAUAUUUUUGCCAUAAUUACUCGGCAUAUUGCUUUGGUCAUAUGAGCUUCCUUUGGUGAAAGUACAUUUGGAGACACAAUUAUUUUUCCAAAAUAAUUUCAAGAAAUCAAAUAGAGAAAAUAAAGACCUUUGAUUAUCAUUGCAGAU